GUCAUUUUUGGGAAAGCAUACUCUCAGUCAUCUGGUCAACGUUUUGGAAAUUUCUACAAUUGUUUGACAAUUAUGUGGCCAAGGAAUGAAUCUGUGAUCAUCUCUUGAGCUCCGUUAGUAUAGUUGUCUUCUUAGUGACAUAUCAUACUGGAUUGCAUUUGAGGACAAUUUCCGCUGGUUAAUCUACUUUGAGAAAACUUAACUGAAGCAUUCCGAUAUUUCGACGUUCUACCCAACCUUUAGGCCUAAGAACCAAUAAGAGAUGGAAAAUACUACUUACGACUUAGAUUAUCGAAAUUUUAACGGCUGCUGUUCUCGAUACACAAUUUUUAAGUUGAAGUUAACAGAUAGCGCCUUGAAUGCUAUUGAUCAAUAUAAAAAUUUCAAAAAAACGUUACCGAGAAAGCCAACAGUUAAAUUUCAGGAAAAAACUGGCAUAAUGACAAUUCCAGUCCCUCAACAAGGUGAUAAAAAAUAUCAACUAACCUUAAGCAAAAUCUUGGAUCCUGAGGAUUGUGUUUUGCACGGGAGUCAUAAAUCUAACAAAUUGGUAGCUAUAGGUGUUCAAACUCAUAAAAUUCAAGUUGGAGCAACCGAAGAGAUUUUUGAGCAUACCAGGGAACGCAUUAAUGCUGUCGAAAAAGAAAGGCAGAAGGAUGGAACACAGGAAAUUACCAAAACAGUAAAAAAAAAUAGUUCAAAAGGCGUAAACAGAAAGAUCACUGACAUGAGGACAUUACCCAGACCAAUUUCACCUUACAAUAGGGGAAAGAAACCUACACCACCAUCAAGCCAAACAAAUGGUCUUCUUCUAAGCAAAUCACUCAAGGAGAGAGUCAUACAUAUUUUAGCAUUAAAGCCAUAUAACAGACCAGAAUUGAUCAUGCGACUGGACAAAGACGGCCGUUCAGAAGAUGCCCAUAACCCUGAACUCCUCUCCAGCGUUCUUAAAGAAGUGGCUGUUCAAUCACGUGACAACUAUAUAUUAAACCCUCAAUUAUAUGCUCAAGUUAAACCUAACUGGCCUGGCUUUAGCGUCGAAGAUAGGGCAUUUGUUGAAAACCGUAAAAGGCAGAAAGUUUCAAGACCAGAUAAUGAAGAAACAGCCGCAAAGCGAUCGAAAUUUUCUGACUUUGUGCCAAUUAGAAAAACACGCGGAGAGCAGAGAAAAGAGCUUGAAGAUAUGAUGAAAGAAAAGAAGUCCUUAGAGCAAAAAACUGCUAAUAACGAGAAGGAAAAGCCUACAGAAUUGAAGGUAGAAAAACUACCAUCAGAGCCUGAUUAUCACCUCCAGUAUGUUCCAAUAACUAAUGAAAAGCAGUAUCAAAAUUACGUUGAAGAUUACAAAUCUCAAUACGAAGAAUACCUAAAUUUGCAUAAGUUUUUAGCAGAAGUGUAUGCCCCAUUUCGAGAACUUCAACAACAGCUUAAAACUUCAACAGAGGGAACUAAUGAAUAUAAUGAACUAUGCGUUAAGGUUAACAACGAAUUUCAACGUGUGAAGAAGGAUGAAAAUUUUAGUUUAAAAAAAAAGAGAUUUGAUUUUCUUCAUUCAAAACUCAAGUUCAUAAAAGAAUUAACGAAAAAGUAUGAGGCAGCUGAGCAAUCAAAAGUAUCCAGGACUGAAAAUUCUUACGCUGAUUUAUUUUAA
Molecule: messenger RNA, 1651 nt
Organism: Dimorphilus gyrociliatus
Lineage: Eukaryota; Metazoa; Annelida; Polychaeta; Dinophilidae
Source: the annotation of a GenBank genome assembly